AUGAAGCUCAACGUCUCCUACCCGGCCAAUGGGUCGCAGAAGAUCAUCGAGGUCGAUGACGAGCGCAAGCUCCGUCCCUUCAUGGAAAAGCGCAUGGGAACCGAAAUUCCCGGCGACUCCCUCGGUGAUGAAUUCAAGGGUUACGUCUUUAAGAUCACUGGUGGUAACGACAAGCAAGGUUUCCCCAUGAAGCAGGGUGUUCUCCUUCCUACCCGUACCCGCCUGCUCCUCAGCGAUGGCCACAGCUGCUACCGCCCCCGCCGCACCGGUGAGCGCAAGCGCAAGUCCGUCCGUGGUGCCAUCACCAACUUCGACCUUGCCGUCCUGGCCCUCUCCAUCGUCAAGCAGGGUGAGGGUGAGCUUCCCGGUCUGACCGACUCCGUCGUUCCCAAGCGUCUCGGUCCCAAGCGUGCCACCAAGAUCCGCCGCUUCUUCGGUCUCGACAAGAAGGACGACGUCCGCAAGUUCGUCAUCCGCCGUACCGUCACCAAGGAGGGCAAGCCCGAAUACACCAAGGCCCCCAAGAUCCAGCGUCUGGUCACUCCCCAGCGUCUCCAGCACAAGCGCCACCGCAUGGCCCUCAAGCGCCGUCGUGCGGAGUCUUCUCGCGAGGCUGCUAACGAGUACUCCAAGCUCCUUGCCGGACGUGUCCACGAGGAGAAGGCCAAGCGUGAGGAGAUCCGCAAGCGCCGGGCGUCUUCGAUGAGGAAGUAA
Molecule: messenger RNA, 714 nt
Organism: Aspergillus ruber CBS 135680
Lineage: Eukaryota; Fungi; Ascomycota; Eurotiomycetes; Eurotiales; Aspergillaceae
Product: 40S ribosomal protein eS6
Exons: 6
Coding region: 1-714 (237 amino acids)
Biological process (GO): translation
Cellular component (GO): ribosome
Molecular function (GO): structural constituent of ribosome
Source: RefSeq, a predicted model, not a curated record